Molecule: messenger RNA, 4067 nt
Organism: Cinclus cinclus
Lineage: Eukaryota; Metazoa; Chordata; Aves; Passeriformes; Cinclidae
Gene: ZGPAT
Product: zinc finger CCCH-type and G-patch domain containing
Exons: 8
Coding region: 375-2054 (559 amino acids)
Biological process (GO): negative regulation of DNA-templated transcription; regulation of transcription by RNA polymerase II
Cellular component (GO): nucleus
Molecular function (GO): DNA-binding transcription factor activity, RNA polymerase II-specific; metal ion binding; RNA polymerase II cis-regulatory region sequence-specific DNA binding
Source: RefSeq, a predicted model, not a curated record
GGGGCCGAGGUGGCUGAAGGCGCGGUAGGGAUGCUGAUGUGGCAGUGGCGACUCAGGGAGGUGCUGCAGCCCUGGGUCUGAGGGAGCGCCCAGGCUGCGGGAGGAGCGGUGCCGUGCGCUGGUCCGGUGGGCGAGAGUGGACUCCGUGGUGGGGGAGGGCUGGGCUAAGCCCGGCCUUUUCUCGGACUCUCCCGUCGCCUCUUGCCGCCUGUUCCCAGCAGGAAUAUCGCCCUGGUGAUUUCCGAGGGAAAAAGCGAGGCGGCGGAUAGAUGUCGCUUUUGCGGGCGAGGACUUGUUAUCCAAAAGUGCUUGAGUAAACUCUGAAUGCGUUUGGAGUUUGCGGAGAGGACAAAAGCGUCUUUCUCGUGCUGAGAAUGGAUGAAGACAGUCUGGAAGCAGCGAUCCAGACCUACAAUGCCCAGCUGGAGCAGGUGGAGCUGGCGCUGGGGGUGGGCCAGGACCCAUCGCAGCAGUCGGACCUGAUCCAGCUUCAGGAGGAUUUGAAGCAGCUCAUAGAACUAACCAAGUCGAGCCUGGUGGCUGUGAAAAAGAGCAAACUUCUUGCCACUUUGGACACAGAUGCCUCCUCCUCCUCCUCCCCAGCAGGUCUCCCAGGGCAGGAUUCCCACCUGGAGACGUCUGGCCAAGAUGAGGAAUACGCUGCUUUUAAAGAAGCCAUUGCUGGUCUUGGAACAGAUGAGGAGCCUCCAGCUGAGGACAACAAGAUCUCAGAAGGAGAGGGCGAAACUGGGGAUAAAAUCAAAUCAAAGUGUAGUGAAGAGGAGGAGGAGUCUGAGAGAGAGGAGGAGGAGGAGUUGAGUGGGAUGAAGGUUAAAGCCCCCUACUACAGCUCCUGGGGGACCUUGGAGUACCACAAUGCCAUGGUUGUAGGGACUGAGGAGUUGGAGGAUGGCAGUGCAGGGGUCAGGGUGCUCUAUCUGUACCCAACCCACAAGUCCCUGAAGCCGUGCCCAUUCUUCCUGGAUGACAAGUGCAGAUUUAAGGAGAACUGUCGGUUUUCCCAUGGUCAGGUGGUGUCCGUGGAGGAGCUCCAGCCAUUCCAGGAGCCUGACCUGAGCAGUCUGGGGGUGGGCUCAGCCUGCCUGGCCAAGCACAGUGAUGGGAUCUGGUACACGGCCAAAAUCACCGAUGUGGACAGUGGCUACUACACGGUGAAAUUUGACUCCCUGCUCCUCAAAGAGGCUGUGGUGGAAGGGGACAGUGUCAUUCCACCCCUGAGAAGUGAAGAUGCUGCUGAAUCUGGCGAGUCUGAUGAGGACAGUGUGGAUGAUUCUGGUUAUGCCAAAGAGUGCCCAAGUGACUUCUUGGAAGUUGCACAGGCAGCAUUGUCCCUCUGUCCCUCCCUGUGCAUGAUAGAUUCAGGGGUUCCAGAGAACGGGGAGUGGACCCCUGCCUGCAGCUCCUCUUUCGGUGGCUGGGAGGCCCAUACUCGUGGCAUUGGCUCCAAACUGCUUGUUCAGAUGGGAUAUGAGUUUGGAAAAGGCUUAGGGAAGAAUGGCGAGGGCAGAGUGGAGCCAGUGCAGGCUGUGGUGCUUCCUCGAGGGAAGUCCCUGGACCAGUGUGCUGAGGUGCUUCAGAAGAAGAAGCAGGGGAAGCUGGAGCCAGGCAAAUCGAGGAAAUGCCGAGCAAAGGGAAGCAGCUCUGGACAGCCCGGCGGCCGUAAGGCCCCGCGCAAUGUGUUUGACUUCCUGAACGAGAAACUGCGCGGGAAGAGUGCUGGGGACAAGGCUGGGGGGAUGGCUCUGCCCCAGAGGAACAGCAAAGAGAUCUACCACGCCAGUAAGAGCACCAAGAAGGCCCUGAGUGUCAGCCUCUUCCAGACCACGGAGAAGAUUGAGCAAACACAGAGGGAUAUCAGGGGAAUCCAGCAGGCCCUGGCACGCAACAUCGGGCGGCACAGCAUUGCUACAGCUCAGCUGGAGGAGAAACUGGCUGAUGCUCACAAGCAGCUGGGGCAGCUGCAGGCCCAGGAAGCCAGGCUGCAGCGGGAACAGAAGAAAGCAGACACCCACAAGAAGAUGACUGAGUUCUAGGUGCUGAGGAAGGUGUUGGGAUUGAGGAGUUGUCCUUCUGGUGCUCCUGGCCUCAGAGCCUUGAUGAGCUGUCCCGCUUUGCUGGGCCUCAGGGUGCCCAGCCUAAAACUGGACAAAAAAGCAGCAGUUUCUGGAUGCCUCUGAGCUCUUCUGGGAGGGGGAGGAGUGCACAUCUGUCCAGCCCCAAAAGCAUUCAGUGAGCUGGGCCUUGAAUGAGGCCUAGCUACAAGGAAUACAAUUUUCUGCUCUCUUGCACACUUCUUUCCUUCAUUUUCCCUGCUGCAGCAGCUCCAUCCAGAGUCUGUGGGUGCUCAGGUGAUAACAUUGCUGGCUACAAACCAGCUGAGGGGGCUUGGACAGCCCCACAUCCUGCCAUUAACUGUGACUUCUGUCUGUGGCCACCUGCCAAGCACAGGUGCAGGCAGGGUCCCGACCGUGGCUGGGUGAAAACAUCAAAGGUCAAGUGCUUUAGCUGCUCUCUGCCUUCUGGUUUCUACUCUGGGAUUUAUCUGAGAUCUCCAUUUUUUGGAGGGAGCAGUUCUUUGUAGCACUAGUGUAAGGAAGAGACAGAAAACUGACAGCUUUUGUGAAUCAGCGUCCUGGAGCAUCAGCUUUCAGCAGAUUGACUGUAAGAGUAUCCCAGGCUAUGCUGUAGCCAAACUCACUGGCUUGGCAUGAAAAGCUGCCUGAUUACACAUGUAGAGUGCCAUUGCUGGGGGAAUAAGUCAGCAACAUAAUAGAAUUUCCAAACCUAUCCAGGAACAGCUUCACAGGGUACCUUGUGAUUUUUGCCACCAUUAGUUGGGUUUUUCUGUCCAAGGUGGCUCACUGAGCACAGGUCCUUUUAUUAAAAAACCUCAGGACCCAGAUCCAGGUUGGGCUGGGCCCUGGAUGAGCACAAAGAGCAGGAUCUGUAUGAGCCCUGCAGUGGGGGAGAGCUUGGGGCUGGGCUGGGAGCAGGCCAGGCAAGCCAAAUGGCCUUCCCUGCAAGGUAGAAAGUGUUUGGGCACGAAGGAUGUCCUCUCCCCUUGGUUACCUUCUGUGUUGGUAGUGGCCAGUCCUUGCCUCAGAGGAGAUGCUGGUUUCAUCAUCUGAUGGGAUUUCUGCAUUGUAAAAGCUUUUUUAAAAAAAAAAAAAUUAAAAAGGUUUGAAAUUCAUACCAGUAUCUUAAGGACGCUUUUUAAAAUUUUUAUUUAAGGAACCAAUUUCCUUUUAUUCUGUGAGUCAUUUUUCUAAUGUUAAGGUUCCUUUAGUAUCCCCCUUUUUUAUCUGUUCCUAAGAACAGAUUAAAAAACAAGCUGUCAGCCUGGGCAGGGCUGUGCCUGCCUGCAGGGUCAGGCUGCCAAACGAACAAGAAAAUCUGAGACUGAAGAAGAUAUGAUCAGAGCUGUUCAGGUCGUGUGGGAUUUCACAUUGCUGCAGACACACCUCAGAAACACAGCGAGACAGCAAAACCGAACAAGAUGAACAUCUUCAGGAAACCGGUGGGAGUGAGCCUGCUCCUGAAGAGCACCUGGAUCAUACUGUGAUCCUCGUGGAUGUGCGAGGUGUCAUGGGCUGCCUCGGGCACUUCAACAUCCAUCGGUUCCUAUGGGAAUUGGCUGUACUGUCCUCAUUGUUCUGAAUUCCUGCUCUUCACACACGAGGCUCAACUCAAGGUUUUAACAAUGGCCCUUCCCUCACAAAUGACUGUUUGUUUCUCACACUUGAGUGCUGAAUGGUGACGAGGAUUAAUGUACCCAGCUUAACAUAGAUGCUCACUAAAGUGGCCCUUGACUAGAGAGCUGAGCUGGGCAGAGAAAAUGUGGGGUUUUAUUUUGUGCUCUGAGACUAUUUCACAUCAAAAUCUCUUUAGGAACUGGGUGUGUGAGCCCUGUGUCUUUGCUAAAUCCUGUUUUGACCCUUCCUUGGGAUCUGCACAGCCUGACUUGUCAGAUCCUAUUCCAGCAGCUGCCACCUCCCACCCACCGCAGUUCACGUCCCUGAUGAAUAAAGUUGGUGUUUUUCCCCCUC